AUGCGAUUAAUCCCGAAAUUAGUGCAAUCUAAAGCAGCAGCAGCAGCAGUGGCAGAUUGGCUCCCAGCUAUUAUUAUUCCUGGAUGGGAUAAUGCCUCACGAGAAGAUGCACGAAGCACAUCGUCCGUUGCUGCUGCUGAAUCGAUGAUGAAAUCCGCGAAAGCAUCGCAUGGCUGCACUGCUGCGCAAACACUGCUUGCUCCCGAAGAAGCGUGCAAACGACAACAAUUCACUUCUCGACAGAAAAAAAGUAAUGGAGAAGCAUAA
Gongylonema pulchrum is the source of this 267-nucleotide messenger RNA. The record is from the annotation of a GenBank genome assembly. NCBI's taxonomy places the organism in Eukaryota, Metazoa, Nematoda, Chromadorea, Rhabditida, Gongylonematidae.